Scaptodrosophila lebanonensis is the source of this 681-nucleotide messenger RNA. RefSeq lists its product as uncharacterized. The coding region runs from base 1 to 681 and encodes 226 amino acids. The transcript is spliced from 5 exons. The record is from RefSeq and is a predicted model, not a curated record. Lineage: Eukaryota; Metazoa; Arthropoda; Insecta; Diptera; Drosophilidae.
AUGCAUUCAAAUUCACAAAUAGCUUUCUAUAUUCUGUUACUUUUCGCUUUUGGCUUGGAUUUAUGCAUUGGUUCGCUUUUUUACCCGGACAGCAGUGCUUAUGGCAUAUUUGCAGCUAUUGCUGUACCUUUGGAAUUGUCGCCGCGUAACGUAUUUGUGUCGUACAACUUUGAGGCAAAUUACAAUAUGCCUGCGAUUUGGGGCAUACCACCAAUAUAUCAAGGGGACAAUGCAAAUGAACACUUUGAGGCGGGCCGCAAAAUAGUCUGCGAUACGAACUGCUCAUUGGAUGAGAAAGUAUCCCUGGAUCGCAAAGAGAUGAUUCCGAAACGCAGAAGUCGAUCACUGAUCACACGUACGAACGUUUAUCAAAUAAUAAACGAUAAAUUAAAAAGAAGUGGUUUUCAUGGGGAGUCGUGCUUGCUGCGCUUGAUCUGCGAGACUAGUGCCACGGAGAUUGGCGAGAUCAAUGGCGUUCUGGGCAGUCUGAUACAUGUCAUUUUCAGUCCCAGCACAUCGGAGGCAGAAGAACUGCCCCUGCGAUACUACCAGGCCGAGCACGAUGGCUGGCACGACCAGUGCCAUCACUACGAAGCAGCAUGUAAAGAGAACUUUUUGGACUUGAUCUCACAGCCAUUUGGUGAAAUUGUUAACCUAAUCGAAAGUAAUGACAUACUAUAA